CCCAGUGUAAUGUGUGUGUGUUAGUCAGCAGCAAGUUGCAUCUACUUUACCAAACCUUCACAAUCUUUUACCAGCAAGCAGCCUUAACUGAGUUCAUGCCCAAGAAUCUAAUGCUACCGGUCAUAUGAAGGAGCAUGGAUGAGCGGCUAAAUAUUCAAAUAUUAUCAAAGCCAUUUAGGAACAUAGCUGCGUUGUUUUCUUGCUCGACUUGAUGGCUGCCAACCCCAUCAUCUCCUCAGCGGCCUCUCUCCUAGUCCCUUGGGAGGCUUCCAGAACUGUAACCUGUCAUUGCCGUAGAUGCGACGCCCUGUUAGCAAUCGCUCCGAACUCAUGGACUAGCUGCGAUUCCUACUUAUUCACACCCGGGUCGAUCUGCCUAUUUGACAAUAACAUCCUUUCCAAUCCGCGUUCUGAGCCGCACCCAACCGAGGAUGGACAAUAUCAGUCAACCAUUUGCAAAAACUGUCUGGAAACUGUUGGGCAAGGGGUUCAGAAGGAAAUGUUUAAAGAUGGAUAUCCUCAGUUCAACCUCUUUUGGUCCUCGCAUUCAAUCCUCCUACGGGAUCUCACUACUAGAGAGCUAGUCCCUUCACGCCUAGAUGCGGUUACGAAACAAUCGUCUUUGGAGGCCGCGGAUCCAAAUAACUGUGAAAAACGCACUUAUCAGCAACAAACAGGUGGUCAAUCCGGCAGUAAAGACAACGAAAGGCACCUAAACACCCCGUCUGCAAGAGCUACCUCGGACGAAAUGCACGUCAUGAUCAACGAAUGGAAGCAUACAAUCAGCUCUCUACGGGAUGAGAUUCAGUGCCUAAAAACUACAAUCUCGUCCCGAAAUCACACACCACAAGCACCAUUACAUGAUGGCUACGAACUAAUCGCCACGGCGUUGCGGGAAGUUAGAGCGAAAGGGAUUGAAAUAGAAGCGCUUAAACAAGAAAAUCAUUCUCUAAGGUUUAAAUGCAGCCAGUUAGAAAAUAUGUUGUUAACUCGGGUUGAGCCAACCUCUGGUCUUAAUAACCGUCCUUUUGUCGCGUCUCCGAAUAUAGAUGGCGGGGCUCUAGUCUUGAAUCAAAGAGAUCACCCCUUAAACUUGAAUUCCAACGGGAAACGCCCGUUCCCAGAAGAAAUUUCUCUGUUUGAUGCUGGGCGCGGUCAACGGAAUUCAAAAGGACGGAAUUCGACGGCGAACACGGCGUCUCAACCUCCUUAUAACAACUCGCAGCCGAUCUGCCUCGUUUCAAAUAUAACCCAUCAUGGAGGCUCGAAUUCUGACACUGAUGAACUUGCUGAACCGUGGCAGGGUCCAAAAUAUCGAGCAUUAUCUAGUAACGUCAAUUGUAGAGAGAGCAAUGCAAAGGAUUCCCGCACAAGCCCAAACAAACGUCAAGCGCACGAGCGAAACCAAGCUUUCCAAGUCGACCCUGCCAAACCAAGUCAAGAGAAUGCUACCAGAAAGAAACCUCCUGGACGACCGCGAAGAGGGUCUUUAUCCGCAAAGGCUUCGACGAAAAAAAUACCUUUAAAAGAAUCCGAUACUAAUACCCAGGUCACAACAAAGCCGCCUGGUCCUACGGAGGCCAUUAACGGACAAGCCGUAGAGUCCCGAACCCUGGACAAUCCUCAACCUGUGAACAGAGCAAGAAGAGCCAGUGCGCGACUCUCAAGACGCUCUUCCCUUGCCCCUCCAGAUAAUGAAAAUACUCAGCAUUCCUCCAGCACUGAGCCCAAUCAGGUCCACACAGGGGAGGAACCGGUAGCACAGUUACAGGGUGGUGAACUACAAGAAAGCCCGUCCUCUCCUGCACCAAACAUUCAGACCCAUGAGCAAACGAUCCCCAACUCUCAAACCGACAGUGAUAACCCACCGCUUGAUCAGAAGGAUUCUCGCCCGAUUGCCAACGAGCAAGAAGAAUCUACACAGACAACAGCAAAAUCCACAAGCCUUCACCACCCGACUCGUGGAAGACGUAAAUCGCAAAUCGCAGCCCGCGAUUCUCUCGCAAAAUUAGCCAUGCAGAGAGAAGAAGCAUUGGAAAUGGCCGCAGGUUGAAGUGAGGAAGAGGUGGGGUGAGGAGCCAACGCUGAUCGAUUUUGGGCCUUCAGUUUUGUUUCCCUGUCAGUAAAUAUGCAUUUGACAAGUCUAUAUCCAGUAACAGACAUUAAACAGCUUAGUCAAGGUAGAAAGUUGAUGGUUCUUCAAUUGUCAUACCCACUAGUCAAAUAAUUUUAGGGUAGCCAAAUCUACCAACCCCCCGAAGCCUAUUAGUGUAGUUUAUACGCUGCAUCAUGAAUAGUUGCCUACCCACACCAGCCUUGAAAUCGACUAUACAUACGGAGUAUAUGUACAUGCACAUGGAAAAGCGAAUUCCAGAUGUUAUUUAAAGUAGGAUAUUAAAGCGGGAUAACACACGAAGGUCUUGAAAAAAGACAGCAAACAAAAUUGCCAGAUUACUUUACAGUCAUGAACCCACAUCCUUCCCUCGCCCUCUGGCAAGCCUUCUUCAGCGCUUGCUCCUCAGUAUCUGUCCAUUUCACGUUGAGUUCAUGCCACGGCUUCUGGCUGCGAAAUUCCUGCAUGUAGGUCUUAUGUAGCUCCUGGAGACGGGAAACCUCCCGUGGGUCGCCUGUGCCCGAGUACACCAUGAACAGCGUACAUGGUGGUAAGGAAUCAAAGAUUCGUUGGAUACACGAGACUGUUUUCGCGACUGCAGAGGCGAGGCGCUCGGAUUCGG
This is a messenger RNA of Blastomyces dermatitidis ER-3, 2735 nucleotides long. RefSeq lists its product as uncharacterized. Lineage: Eukaryota; Fungi; Ascomycota; Eurotiomycetes; Onygenales; Ajellomycetaceae. The record is from RefSeq and is a predicted model, not a curated record. Bases 212 to 2053 code for a protein of 613 amino acids. The transcript has 2 exons.